Molecule: messenger RNA, 996 nt
Organism: Penicillium concentricum
Lineage: Eukaryota; Fungi; Ascomycota; Eurotiomycetes; Eurotiales; Aspergillaceae
Product: sterol desaturase family protein
Exons: 2
Coding region: 1-996 (331 amino acids)
Biological process (GO): sterol biosynthetic process
Molecular function (GO): C-4 methylsterol oxidase activity; iron ion binding
Source: RefSeq, a predicted model, not a curated record
AUGGCCUCCCAAGGGACUCACAACGAGGCUGACUCUCGCGGACCUCCCGUUGGGUCCAGGGGCUUUAAGAACCUCAUCCCGAAAGACCUAUCCGGCUCCCCCAUCCCCCACAGCGAGCGUUGGGUGUACUCGACAUCAGCCCUCACCAACGGAAAACUCAGGUCGGUUCUACAAUCACCUGGACAACGCGUACGACGAGAUCACCGUCAACAUAUGGGGCACCUUCAUCAUUACCACAGUCUUUUUUGGGCCUGGGCCGCCGUCUUCGCCGUCCCGGACCUGACCGGCUGGCCGCGGUGGCUGUUCAGGUACAAGACGCAGCCCUUCGUCCGGGUCAGCGGGCGGGAGUAUGCCCGUAUUGCGCUGAUAGGGCUUCGAAACCAGUUCGUGGUCGUGCUGCCCUUGAUAUACCUCACCAGCGUGUUCGGUCCUUCCAAGCCUAUUGGGACAUCAUCGCUCCCCUCGUCAACACAGGCCGUCGCAACCGUAUUGUUUGACAUCUUCUGCACGGAGAUGGGCUUCUACUACAUUCACCGCGCGUUUCACUCCAAACAGCUGUACGCUCGCUUCCACAAGCAGCACCAUGAAUUCACCGCGCCCGUCGGGCUGGCGUCGACGUACUGCACCAUGACGGAGCACGUCUUCUCUAAUCUGUUGCCAAACGCCAUCGGAAGCAUGAUUGUCCCGCACCACUGGUCUCAGUCCAUCUUCAGUUUCCUGCUGCUGACAUUCGGAACCAUCUGUACCCACUCUGGGUACAACACGCCGUGGCUGCCGUCGAACCUGCAGCACGACUUCCACCAUUUCGCGUUCACUGAAAAUUUUGGCCCGACGGGGCUCUUUGACUCGAUACACAGUACCAACAAGAAGUUCAAGCAGACCCUACAUGAGGCAAUGCUGCGGGUUGGUGGCAAUGAUGAGAGGGCCAGGAAGCUAGUACUAGAGAACUUGGCCCUCAUCGAGAGCAAGGAGAACGAGGCAAAGCUGAAGAAGUGA